AUGGCCCACUCGCCGCAUCCUUCCCUGAAGGCCGUGACGCUGACGCACGUCCGCUACCGGCGGGGGGACUCUCUUGGGCACUUCCUCGCGUGGGUCUCCCUGAUCCCCGUGUUCAUCAGUCUUGGCGGUUUCGUCGCCCACUUCCUUUUCCGCCGGGAACUCCAGGGCAUGUUCUUCGCGCUGGGGCUUUUCAUCUCGCAGAUCCUUAACGAGCUCGUCAAGAAGUCCGUCCAACAGUCGCGUCCUGAGACCUGCGUCGCUCUCGAGAUGUGCGACUCCCACGGCUGGCCCUCUAGCCACUCCCAAUACAUGUUCUUUUUCGCCGUCUAUUUCUCGCUGCUCGCCUUUAGGGGUGUCGGCAUCUCCACCCGCGCAAGCAAGGUCUUCGUCGCCGCCGUUUCCUGGCCGCUCGCUUUACUGACUAUGUAUUCCAGAGUGUAUUUAGGAUACCACUCCGUUGCUCAGGUAAAGAAAUACCCAACACUUCCCCCUUUUUUCUCCAGUUACCUCUGGAUCUUCGAGUAUUUGAGAUACCUAUGUUUCAACCUUUCUAUGAUCUUAUUAUGAUUGUUUCUGCUUGGAUCUGAGAAAUUUCUUUAUGCAUAUACGUUUGCUGAAACCUUAUGCCGCCGAUGGUGACGCUUGGAUUUUUCAGGUUUUUGCGGGAGCAACCCUAGGGAUAGUCCUCGGGAUACUUUGGUACUGGGUUGUGAACUCAUUGCUCAUCGACUAUUUUCCUGCUAUCGAGGAGAGUGCGUUAGGAAGAUUCUUUUAUAUCAAAGAUACCUCUCACAUCACCGACGUCCUCAAAUUUGAAUACGACAAUGCAAGGGCUGCUCGGAAGAAAUCAGAUUGA
This is a messenger RNA of Spirodela intermedia, 856 nucleotides long. The record is from the annotation of a GenBank genome assembly. NCBI's taxonomy places the organism in Eukaryota, Viridiplantae, Streptophyta, Magnoliopsida, Alismatales, Araceae.